This is a messenger RNA of Metarhizium album ARSEF 1941, 1077 nucleotides long. RefSeq lists its product as uncharacterized. Bases 1 to 1077 code for a protein of 358 amino acids. Lineage: Eukaryota; Fungi; Ascomycota; Sordariomycetes; Hypocreales; Clavicipitaceae. The record is from RefSeq and is a predicted model, not a curated record. The transcript is spliced from 3 exons.
AUGGAGCUUCUCUUUAAGCCCAACGAGGCGCUUGCCACCCGCAGUCGAGAGGCUGUUCGUUCGGCUAUUGCAAAGGAAGUGACGGCCGCCGGGAUUGUCGCCGGCGUAAUAUCACAGGACUAUCAGGCCUGGUCCAUCAUGGACGAGCCCACGCUGGACGAGAGAAAGGACUUUUGUAUACAAAGAGCACGUCACGCUGCUACUGCAGCACACGCAAGGAUCCUGUAUGAUAGCGCAGCAAGUUUUGCCACGACGGCGCCUCGGGCCAUCGCUAACAAGAGCACACUGACAGGGCGGCUCGAGAUCGUGUCCCGACGCAUAGGAUCCAACGUCGACUGGCGAGCCGAGAUCAGCACCGUGUUCGACACGCUCAGCAGAAUCGGGGAGAUCAAACUGACAACAGGCUGCUCCAUGCACGUCCACGUCUCCCCCUCCGCAGGCAAGACCCCGUGCACACCAAAGCAGAUGCACGGCAUCCUCAAGGCCAUAGCGUACAUGGACCACGCCAUCACCGACAUUGUUCCCGGCUCCCGGAAAGAAAACGAGUGGGCGGCGUCCAACUUCAGCCCGGGCAAGUGCGAUCCAAGCACUGGGGAGCUGUACAACGACGUACCGCAAGACACUUGGGAACCUCUUUUCCGGGAGUUUGAGAAAAUCAGGAUGCUCGUCAUGAUUUCCACCAAAGUCCUCAACGACAAAUUCCUGUCGUGGAACUUCAAGCAUCUGUGUUCCAGCUGUGGAACGGUCGAGUCUCGACGCCCGCCGGGCGUUGGUGAUGCGCAACGUGCAAUAUACCGGGUUGCCGUCACGUUGGGUUUUAUCCAGCAAGCCAUCUGCUACGACUGGGGUGACGUGAAGUGUGACCAGGAACACGCAGAUGUUGGGUUUCUUGGCGAAUUCAUUGUCCUCGGGCUCAGCAGACUGGAACGCACAUGUCAAGGGAUCAUUGAAGUAAUGGGGACGGACGCGUCCCAGUCCCCGCCGUCCACGUGGGCAGAAAAAGCAGCCAUCGACGUGAAAAAGAAGGAGAAACUCCUCAAAGAUGGCAACUUCGUGGCCAAGGCAAGUCACAACUGA